GAGUAAGGAUUGGCCAGUGGAUUGGCUAAGUUCUGCAGUACUGGCAAAAUGGCGACCGUCAUUUGGACGAUCUCCACAUGAUCUCCACUCUCCACCAUGGAUCUCGAUAUAUCCUCCAUUCCUGCUUCCACGUCCACGAUGGCAAGUCAGCCACGCUGUGUCGUCGAGUUGGGAUUUCUUGAAAAACGUGAGGCAUGGGCGCUAAGGAGCACAUACACUCCCAGCAAAGUAGGUGGAAAACCAGCUUGGCUUCAUCUGAAAGAUGUUCCUAAUGGCAAACGUCUUACUUGCCGUAACUGCGGUGAGCCAUGCCUUUUGCUUCUGCAGUUGUAUGCUCCGCGCGAUGACGUCGACUCCGCUUUUCACAGAACGCUCUUUGUAUUCGUUUGCGUGACUCCGAACUGUGCAAAUAAGCACGACGUCGGCAGCUAUAUAGUUUUGCGGUCACAGCUGCCGGAAGAAAACAUGUUUUACAGCAUCGAACCUCCUAUGGAAUCCCCUGACAGCUCUAACAGCCCUUCGGCUGAAGAUUUCUGCAAAAUCUGCGCUGUGUGCGGUGCUUUAGGCGACAAGACUUGCUCUAGAUGCCGUAGCCGUCACUACUGUUCCAAGUCUCACCAAAUGUUGGAUUGGAAAGAUGGUCACCGAGCUCGCUGCAACUCGCAGUGCGUCGAUAGCUGCGAAAGGACUUCGGCGCCACUGUUUCCUGAGUACGAGCUGGUUAUAGAGACAGAAGAAGACGCCUGCAACGAUGACCAAGGCUGUAAAACAGAUAAAGACAGACUUGCAGACUACUGCGAUUAUGUAACCAGUCAUCCGGGGUGUUCAAGUGACGGCGCAGAUGUCGCGGACUUGAACAAGAUGGCGGCAACCUGCCAAGACAAAGCAUUUUGGAAAUUCAAGAAGACCAUUAAGGAAGCCCCUGAUCAGGUGCUACGGUACAAUUUGGGUGGUACGCCUCUCCUAGUUGCCAGUACAGGUGACCCUGGCGACGUGCCUUGUUGUUCCUGCGGUUCAGAGAGGCAGUUCGAGUUCCAAGUUAUGCCUCAAUUGCUCAACAGCAUUACAGAGUCGACAGUGGAUAGCCUGGACUGGGGAACAUUAUUAGUCUAUACGUGCAAGGCCUCCUGCGACGGCGAACCGUACCAAGAAGAAUAUUUGUGGAAGCAAAAUAUCUGUGAGGAAUAGUCAUGAGCUUACAUGUGUGCGCGGUCAUUUCUCAGGAAAAGUGUGAGGGGUGGGAUGUUUUUAUGGCGAGCCUAGCUCGCAGUUUAAAAAUGAAAUAAAAACGCUGACUGCCCAGAAAAGCCUAUAA
Messenger RNA from Dermacentor andersoni, 1315 nucleotides. NCBI's taxonomy places the organism in Eukaryota, Metazoa, Arthropoda, Arachnida, Ixodida, Ixodidae. The record is from RefSeq and is a predicted model, not a curated record.